Molecule: messenger RNA, 1383 nt
Organism: Lampris incognitus (smalleye Pacific opah)
Lineage: Eukaryota; Metazoa; Chordata; Actinopteri; Lampriformes; Lampridae
Product: proliferating cell nuclear antigen-like
Exons: 6
Coding region: 160-942 (260 amino acids)
Biological process (GO): regulation of DNA replication; leading strand elongation; mismatch repair
Cellular component (GO): PCNA complex
Molecular function (GO): DNA polymerase processivity factor activity; DNA binding
Source: RefSeq, a predicted model, not a curated record
UAAAAAGUGUUUCUGCAUCUCGCUUUGGCCUGGCCACGACUCAAACACCGCGAUUCGGACAAAAAUUUUAGCUUUGACCUGCUACACAAGCCUCUAACAGGGGAACACACAAAGCCUAGAUCCUCUUUUUUCUCAAAACAAUUCUUUAAACCCGACAUCAUGUUUGAAGCUCGCUUGGUCCAGGGCUCCAUCCUGAAGAAUGUGCUGGAGGCUUUGAAAGACUUGAUCACAGAAGCGUGUUGGGACGUCAGCUCGUCCAGCAUCUCUCUGCAGAGCAUGGACUCAUCUCACGUCGCUCUGGUGCAGCUCACACUCCGAAGCGAUGGUUUCGACUCCUACCGCUGUGACAGAAACCUGGCUAUGGGAGUUAACCUCAGCAGUAUGUCAAAAAUCUUGAAAUGUGCAGCGAACGAAGAUAUCAUCACCCUCAGAGCAGAGGACAAUGCAGAUACACUUACCCUGGUGUUUGAGAGAGUCAACCAGGAGAAAGUCUCAGAAUAUGAGAUGAAGCUGAUGGACCUAGAUGUGGAGCAGCUUGGAAUCCCAGAGCAGGAAUACAGUUGUGUGGUGAAGAUGCCCUCGCGGGAGUUUGCCCGAAUCUGCCGUGACCUAUCCCAGAUCAGUGAAGCAGUCAUGAUCUCCUGUGCCAAGGACGGAGUCAAGUUCUCUGCCAGUGGAGAGCUGGGCACUGGGAACAUCAAGCUGUCCCAGACCAGCAAUGUGGACGAAGAGAGUGACGCAGUGACCAUUGAGAUGAAUGAGCCUGCCCAGCUGAUCUUUUCCCUCAACUACCUGAACUUCUUCACUAAGGCCACACCACUGUCAGAUACUGUCACCCUCAGUAUGUCUGCAGAUAUCCCCCUUGUGGUGGAGUACAAGAUUGCUGACAUGGGGCAUGUUAAAUACUACCUUGCACCCAAGAUUGAUGAAGAGGCUUCAUAAACAUGGUUUAGGAAUAACCCAAAAGGGAAUGCAGAGAAGCGCAUACAAUGGGGAUUCCACCUGCUGAAAAAAGCGCUGAAGUGAAUCACAAUCUGGACAGUUUACUCUUUGACAUCUGUUGAGUCUUUGUCUGUCUGUGUACAAACGCUUUGUGGGAGUCACUGGACAGUCUGCUUGUAUAGCAUUUUUAUUUUGACAGGUUCUGAGAUUUGUAUUCAUCGGAGUUCUUGUUUUGGACCAAUUUAACCGUUGUCCCUUAUCCAAGACCUGUGGCCAUGAUAUCACAAGUGAGGAAGCCCCCCCAUCUCUGUGUUCAAGGGUAGCUGAACUUCAAACACACUUGUAGAUAUGCAUCUGUAAAUACUUUUGCCCCACGGUUUCAGCCAACCUCAUUUUUUGUAUUCACCCGUUCAGUUCACAAAUACAUGAUUAAAAUUGUUU